AUGAGACUUCGCCAUCUCCUCCUCCUCCCAUUCCUCACUCUCGCGGUGGGGGCCUAUGCCCUCCCGUCCCCCGUGUCCGAGGUCGUCGUGGCCCGCGACGACCUCGCACCGCGUCUCGACACCGCCGCGGCGCUUGAGGCGCGUGGCUUCGACGCAGCCGACUCCCUCGCCAAGCGGGGCGUCGGCGUGCUCGGCGGCGGCGCCUUUGCGGGCUCCGGCGCCGACUCGGCGCGCAUCACGGCCCUCCAGCAGCUCCUCGGCGCCAAGGGCCACCCCGUCGGCGUCGACGGCGUAUGGGGCCCCGAGACCAGCAGCGCCGUGUCCGCCUUCCAGUCCGGUGCUGGGCUGGACGCGGACGGCAUCCCUGGCCCUGCGACCCUCGGCGCGCUCGUGGACCAGGUUUCCCAGGGCGACAAGGGCGGCGUUGUCUCCGCUGCGCAGAGCGCGCUCAACGGCCACGGCGCUGGCAUCACUGUCGACGGCGACUUUGGACCUGCGACUCACACCGCGACGGUCAACUUCCAGUCCGGCGCUGGACUCGGCGUGGACGGCAUCAUCGGCGUGAACACUUGGACUGCGCUCUUCAACGGCGGUGGCGGUGGUGGUGGUGGUGGUGGUGGAGGAGGUGCUCCAGUCAGCGUUCCCAUCUCUCCUGGCAGCGGCACAACCGAGUUGUUCUCAUCGCAGAAGGACAAGCUCGUCAAUAUGGCGCGCCACGCUUCUGCCGCAUACUGCGGCCCAAGGUACGUCGCUGAAACCACCUGCGGCAACAUCGUCGUCGGCAUUGCCGGCUCAGCGUGGGGCGACGAGAACAAGAUCGGCACCUGGCAGAACAUUGGAGGCUUCCUGCAGAAGUCGCCUCUGCCCGGCCACUUCCCCGGAUCUUCGGGCCUCAAGCUCUUCAGCGGCUUCUACGACGCCUUCGCCAACAUGAUCGGCGGCAUCAGCACGGCCGUGAGCAAGGGUGUGGCGGAGGGUAAGACGAUCACCGUCGUCGGGCACUCGCAGGGCGGCGCCAUCGGGACCAUGGUCGCCGUCAGCCUCCAGAAGCGCUUCCCCACCAACGUGGUGUACGGCGCCUUCUUCGGCUCGCCCCGCGUCGGCAACAAGGCGUUCUCCGACUACGUCGGCGACGUGCUCGGGUACCGCGCCCCGCACGUCAUCAACGGCCCCGACAUCGUCGCCGCCUCCCCGCCGCGCACGUUCUUCAACCUCUUCGAGUACACACACCCCAAGAACGAGGUGUGGAUCAACACGAACGGCAAGUGGCUCCAGUGCGGUGGUGUGGAGAACAACAAGUGCGCCACGUCCGGUCUCCAGUUGAGCUUCCCUGCGCACAUAGGCCCCUAUGGCGGUGUGGAUCUCGGCGCCUGUUGA
Vanrija pseudolonga is the source of this 1377-nucleotide messenger RNA. Its product is annotated as Autolytic lysozyme. NCBI's taxonomy places the organism in Eukaryota, Fungi, Basidiomycota, Tremellomycetes, Trichosporonales, Trichosporonaceae. Gene Ontology annotation, biological process: lipid metabolic process. The record is from RefSeq and is a predicted model, not a curated record. The transcript is spliced from 4 exons. Bases 1 to 1377 code for a protein of 458 amino acids.